AUGAUACCUACGGGUAAAGAACUACUUGUAUCGAGCCCAGAUGAACUGUCAGUUUUAAUUAAAAAUACUGGUACAUUCAACUGCGAUCAAUUAAGGUCAAGUCAUAUAGAAUCAGCCACGCGCCUCCUUCAAAAUGCGUCCGAAAAACUAGGACAGAACUAUAACAUUACCAUCAUUAAAUCAACAAACACGGAUCUUCUACUAUUGGCGAUCUCAGUAAUGAAUACUAGUAAUCCAACAUGGGUAGAUGUUAGUCCAGGUAAUUCGAAGAAUGAAGUAAAAACACUGGACGUCGCUGAAAUAUAUCGAGAGUUUUUCAUCAGAUAUAUGGUGCCGAAUGAAAUAUUAUUAACUCUACACGCCUUAUCAGGAACCAAGUUAACAUCACACAUACGCGGUAUCAGCAAAAAAACAAUCUUCGAAGCAUUUUUAAAUAAUACNUCAGUAAUGAAUACUAGUAAUCCAACAUGGGUAGAUGUUAGUCCAGGUAAUUCGAAGAAUGAAGUAAAAACACUGGACGUCGCUGAAAUAUAUCGAGAGUUUUUCAUCAGAUAUAUGGUGCCGAAUGAAAUAUUAUUAACUCUACACGCCUUAUCAGGAACCAAGUUAACAUCACACAUACGCGGUAUCAGCAAAAAAACAAUCUUCGAAGCAUUUUUAAAUAAUACAGAAAAAUUCGAAAAACUACAAGAGUUCGGCAGAUUUCCUUUAUCAGAUGGCGCAGUAGAUGCGGCAGAACGGCUAUUGCUGAAUGCGGCAAAAAGUACGCAAGAAACUCUCGAUAAUGCCCGUGGAAAAGCCGCAUUAAGCUAUAUGAAAAAGGGAGACUUCAGUGAUUUAUUAUUAAAGCUGUUGCCUACAUCGAAUGCCUGGUUACAACAUUGCCAACGAGCUAAUGUAAUGAUCAAUAUUUGGGGCCAUGCAUUAGAAACGACGUAUGUAACUCCUCAAUUACAAAAUAACGGAUUCAUUCUACAAGAUGAAAGUUUACAAGUUCAGUGGAUAUCGAUUCCGACAUGGCCGCAAAACAUAGCGGGAUUACGAGUGUGUGUGUGCGAAAAGGGAGAUUGUUCGCGUUGUUCAUGUCAAAAACAAAAAUUAAACUGCAUCCCUGACAUGUGCAGUUGUAAUCCUACAAUUUGUACUAGGAGGUAG
This is a messenger RNA of Didymodactylos carnosus, 1155 nucleotides long. The record is from the annotation of a GenBank genome assembly. Lineage: Eukaryota; Metazoa; Rotifera; Eurotatoria; Philodinida; Philodinidae.